Molecule: messenger RNA, 2906 nt
Organism: Pistacia vera
Lineage: Eukaryota; Viridiplantae; Streptophyta; Magnoliopsida; Sapindales; Anacardiaceae
Product: DNA (cytosine-5)-methyltransferase CMT2-like
Exons: 22
Coding region: 76-2802 (908 amino acids)
Cellular component (GO): nucleus
Molecular function (GO): methyltransferase activity; chromatin binding
Source: RefSeq, a predicted model, not a curated record
UUAGAAUUUCAAAAUCCCAUUCUUUCUUCUUCAAUAAAACCACAAAAAAUCUUCGGAAUCAUCGACGCAGUCGUCAUGCAUUCGGAAAUAAGAUCAAAUUCAGACUCGAAACAUUUAUCUCUUGCGGUGGUUGAGGAGCAAGAGCCAAUGCCGCCUCAAGCGUGUAGUGAAAGCAAGAUUGUGAGAAAAUCUCCGCGAUUCAUUCCUACUCCGAGUUCUGAUAAUUUUAUGCGACGGUCACCGCGAUUCGUAAGUGCGGGAGUCGUUUUGAACGAGAAAAAUAAACAAUGUGGUACUGAUUUAAAAUUUUUUAAUGAUAAAAGUCCUAAAAGGCCGUUGAGAUCUGCUGACAAUGGCCAAUUGAAUAAUGCUUCCGUCAAGAAGAAGAGUGAGCCCUCCACUUCUGUUAAGAAGAAACAGAAGCAGAAGAAUGAUUCUUACUUGAUCGGAGAUCCAAUAACUGCUGAUGAAGCUCAAGAAAGAUGGGGUUGGCGUUAUGACUUGAAGAGUCAGAGAUCGAAGGGAAAAGACUGCACAUCAAAUGAUGAUGAUGAAGACAAGAUAAUAUCAAAUGUGGAAUGUCAUUAUGCUGAAGCUCAUAUUGGUGAUUGCAUUUUUUGUCUUGGAGAUUGUGCAUAUAUAAAGGGUGAAGGAGCUCAAAAACAUGUUGGCAGAAUCUUAGAGUUUUUCAAAACAACAGACGGAGAAGAAUACUUUCGAGUCCAAUGGUUCUAUAGAGCUGAAGAUACGGUUAUGCAAGGCGUUGCUGCCUUUCACGAUGGAAAACGCUUAUUCUAUUCCACUGUAAUGAAUGAUAAUCCGGUAGAUUGCAUUAUUUCAAAAGUUAAUGUCACACAAAAACCACCGAAGUUUGGUUUGAAAUCAAACUCUGCUUCAUCUUCUGGCUUCUACUUUGACAUGGAGUACUGUGUGGAGUAUUCAACAUUUCGAAGUUAUCAAAUUGACAAUUCUUCCAAGGUUCCUGUUUUAGCAUUAGCCCCUUGCACUGAGACUGUUCCUACAGCAGCCACUGUGACUUCCUUGGAAAUUAUUCCCAGUUGUGAAACUUUCAAAGAGAAGUUGGUGCUAUUAGAUCUUUAUUCUGGCUGUGGAGGAAUGUCAACUGGAUUAUGCAUGGGAGCCAAACUUUCUUGCAUUGAUCUUGUGACGAGAUGGGCUAUUGAUAUUGACAAGUCUGCGUGCAAAAGCUUGAAGUUGAAUCAUCCAGAGACACAAGUUAGGAAUGAAGCUGCUGAGGAUUUUCUUGAACUAUUGAAGGAAUGGCAAAAGCUAUGCAAACGGUAUGCAAUAAAUAACAAAGAAAAUACACGUCCAUCACGUUCAGAGGUCUCAAGGUCAGCAACCAACAAUGUAAGUUCUUCCAGUGGUGCUGAUAUCCCCACUGGUGAAUUCGAAGUUGCUAGUGUUGUUGAUAUUUGUUAUGGUGAUCCUGACAAGACAGGCAAGCGUGGACUAAAAUUUAAGGUGCAUUGGAAGGGGUAUGGUACAAGUGAAGAUUCAUGGGAACCAGUUGAAGGAUUAAGUAAUUGCCAAGAAAGGGUACAGGAUUUUGUAAUAAAGGGUUUCAAGUCUAAGAUCUUGCCAAUUCCUGGUGAUGUUGAUGUUAUUUGUGGAGGCCCUCCAUGCCAAGGAAUUAGUGGCUAUAAUCGAUUCAGAAAUGUUGAUUCCCCUUUGGAUGAUGAAAGAAAUCGUCAGAUAGUAGUCUUCAUGGACAUAGUGGAAUUCUUAAAACCUAAAUUUGUGUUAAUGGAGAAUGUGGUUGACAUUCUGAGAUUUGAUAAGGCUUCUCUAGGAAGAUAUGCUUUAAGUCGAUUGGUACAUUUGAAAUACCAAGCAAGGCUUGGUAUCAUUGCAGCUGGUUGUUAUGGUCUCCCCCAAUUCCGAUUGCGUGUUUUCUUGUGGGGAGCACAUCCUACUGAGAAACUACCCCAAUUUCCACUUCCUACACAUGAUGUCAUCGUCAGAUAUUGGCCUCCACCUGAGUUUGAGCGUAAUACUGUUGCUUAUGAUGAAGAACAACCUCGUGAACUUGAAAAACCCAUUGUUCUUCAAGAUGCCAUUUCUGAUCUUCCAGCCGUCCAAAGCCAUGAAGCUCGGGAGGAAAUGUUGUAUGAAAAGCCUCCGGAAACAGAGUUUCAAAGAUUUAUAAGGUCAAGAAAAUCUGAGAUGAUCGGUUUUGGACUCAAUGAUUCUAAAAGUAAAAAAUGCAUAUUGUAUGAUCAUCGACCUUACCAGUUGUCUGAAGAUGAUUAUAUCAGGGUUUGCCAAAUCCCAAAAAGGAAGGGAGCAAAUUUCAGGGACCUCCCUGGUGUAGUUGUUGGAGCUGACAAUGUGGCUAGGCGAGAUCCAACAAAAGAACAAAUGUUGUUACCGUCUGGAAAACCAAUGGUACCUGAUUAUGUCUUCUCUUUUGAACAAGGAAAGUCCAAAAGACCAUUCGCUAGGUUAUGGUGGGAUGAGAACGUUCCAACUUUAGUGACUUUCCCAAAUCUUCACAGCAUGCCAAUGCUACAUCCAGAGCAAGAUCGAGUUCUCACUGUACGGGAAUGUGCUAGGUUGCAAGGGUUUCCUGAUUAUUAUAGAUUCUGUGGAACGGUCAAAGAGAGAUAUGCUCAGAUUGGAAAUGCAGUUUCUGUUUCUGUGUCUCAAGCCUUAGGAUAUGCGCUCGGACAAGCGGUUCAAAAACUGAGUGGUGAUGAUCCUUUGAUGACCCUGCCCCCCAAGUUUUCCCAUUCAACUAAUCUUGAACUAGGCAAGUCUCUAUUUCAGAAGACUGAUUAGCAUUCAAUUUUUUCAUCCCUUGAACAAAUCUUGUUAUUUUUUGCAAUGCAUAAAACUAGUCUCUAGAUCAGAGUGGAAACGGUUAUGGAGGGUAGAGCUUAGAA